UGAGAAUUAGUGGCUUUAUAAUCAAUAAAUCACAUCCAAUAUAAUUUCUGUCACAUCACAAACACAGAUUAUGACGAAAUGUUUAAAUUACUCAACAACAUAUAUAUAAUCAAAUGUGAAUUUAACAAAAUUGUAGCAUUCUUCUUUUGCUUCAUAUUUAUUAACAUUAUUACUGUUUAUAUUACUUCUGCAUGAGAUUGUUAACACCGUCAUCACCUUCAUUAUAAUACGGUUAACAUAAUUACUGUGAUUGUUAACUAAUUAUGGAUUAUCUUAAACAGUUUUCAGAGAUCGAUAAAAAUCGAGAUGGGGUCAUAACAAGACGGGAUUUAUUCAAAUAUGCCUUAAGUAUUGGUGAAGAUAUGUCUAUGGUGGAUAGAUGGUUACAACUGUUCGAUACAAAUGAUAAAGGCGUGAUCACCAUAGAAGAUGUCAGUCGUACUCUGGGUGUUCCUCCGCCAAAAUUUUAUGAUGAACGACAUAAUCGACGGCUGAGUGGAAAAUUCGAUUCAACCAAUGACGUGUUCCGUCAAGCAGCAGCACAAUUUCGUUCAACUGAAGAUAUUACACGUCAUUCACAAUCCUCAUCAUCAGGAUCACCGGGCAGGCUAUCAAUGCAAAAACGUAGCUAUUCCUCUGACAAUGUCGUUUCAAAUCAUCACAGUCUAUUCUUUCAAAAUUACUGGGAGCCAGAUGACGAACCAUUGUUUGUUGAACAUUCAUAUGAAAAAUUGAAAGAAAAGCUAAGUCAACUAGUUAAAACAGCAGUUAAACGACAAAUUGAUUUUCAAACAAUACCACAGUUUAUAGCAUUAGCUUUAGAGAAAGAAUAUGGUCGAAACUGGCAAGUUAUUGUUGGUCCAUGUAAAAUUGGUUGUGCGGUAGCACACUUAGUAGGACGAUUCGCUAAUGCCCAGUGGGAAUCAUGUCAUGUGUUAGCCUUUCAAACAUUAGAUUUUUAAAGGCUAUUUUUAUUCAUUGAUAUGAUGAUUUAUUUUCCUCUCAUAAUAUGUAUCUUGUACUUAAGUUAGUGUACAAUUUUUAUUAUGUGGAAUAAAUAAAUAUUUUCUUUACAGUAUGAUG
Messenger RNA from Heterobilharzia americana, 1083 nucleotides. Lineage: Eukaryota; Metazoa; Platyhelminthes; Trematoda; Strigeidida; Schistosomatidae. The record is from the annotation of a GenBank genome assembly.